Molecule: messenger RNA, 1810 nt
Organism: Salvelinus sp. IW2-2015
Lineage: Eukaryota; Metazoa; Chordata; Actinopteri; Salmoniformes; Salmonidae
Product: transmembrane emp24 domain-containing protein 10
Biological process (GO): endoplasmic reticulum to Golgi vesicle-mediated transport; Golgi organization; intracellular protein transport
Cellular component (GO): endoplasmic reticulum; COPII-coated ER to Golgi transport vesicle; Golgi apparatus
Source: RefSeq, a predicted model, not a curated record
AGUUCUUUAAGCCAAGCUGCAGUAGUUUGCUAGCGGUUGCGCAUGUUUGUUUCGGCUAGUAGCCAUGGCUCGGUUCGCUACCCUGCUGCUUUUACCGGUUCUCAUUGAAUCGGUAUUAUCAAUUUCGUUCUUUUUACCGGUAAAUUCAAGGAAAUGUUUACGGGAAGAGAUCCACAAAGACGUGCUCGUCACGGGGGAGUAUGAAAUCAGCGACCAGUCCAACACAAAAACCAACCUGAAGAUCACAGACUCGUCGGGACACAUCCUAUACUCAAAGGAAGGUGCAACGAAAGGGAAGUUUGCCUUCACGACAGAGGAUUAUGACAUGUUUGAAGUAUGCUUUGAGAGCAAGUCGCCCAUGGGAACUGGGAGGAUCCCCGACCAGCUGCUUAAUCUGGACAUGAAGCACGGAGUGGAGGCCAAGAACUAUGAAGAGAUCGCCAAAGUGGAGAAGCUGAAGCCCCUGGAGGUGGAGCUAAGGCGACUGGAGGACCUAUCAGAGUCCAUCGUCAAUGACUUUGCCUACAUGAAGAGGAGGGAGGAGGAGAUGAGAGAUACCAACGAAUCCACCAACACACGCGUCCUGUACUUCAGUAUCUUCUCUAUGUGCUGUCUGAUUGGCCUGGCCACCUGGCAGGUCUUCUACCUGCGACGCUUCUUCAAGGCCAAGAAGCUGAUUGAGUAGAGAGGCAUCACCACUACACCCAGGAGGAGCAGCCAAUGCUACCCGAUCAACCUUCACCCUCAUCGGACUAGCUUCAGCAAAAACUAUGGCUUUGUCCGAAAUGGCACCCUGUAUAGUGAACUACUUUUGACCAGAGCCCCAUAGGCUGAAGUUUUUGCCGAAGGCCCGUAGACUCUGGUCAAAAGUAGUGCACUAUACAGGGCAUAACCAGGGCACCGUUUCGGACCUAUCCAAUAAUGACAAAACAAAGGGUUGAGCAGAACUCUCUACUAGUUUCGGUGGUGUGAGAGGGCACAAAGGGGUAGCCUAUUCUCUGAAAACUAUAUACACCUGGGGCUCAUUCAGCAGAGUGAAAUAUCUUUUUUUUUUUUAAAGGUACAGGUAGAAAUGUAGAAUAUACACAGAUUUAUCUUCAAAGAGAGCGAGAAUGUUCCAUGUGUUAUUUACAUUUCUCAGAUUGUCAUUUAAUGUGUACAGUUUGAUUUGGAGUUUUAUUUUGUUGGGAUGAAUGGUUGCCCCCUUUGAGAGAAUGUCUAUGGCCCUUUAUAUUGUUGUACAAAGUCUUGGCCAUGCCAAGCGAGCUAUAGUGUGCUGUACGUCGCCAAUGGCACCCUAUUCCCUAUAUAGUGCACUACUUUUGAGCAGGUCCCAUAGGACUCUGGUCAAAGUAUUGCAUUAGGGUGCCAUUUGAGAUGUCCCUUUAUAUUGUCCUUUUUAAGUGAAGCCUUCGAUGAACAGCAGGUGGAAUGUGGUAUAACUCAAAAGAUAAAAACUAUGGCAACCACUGAACUUGUGUGCUUUGUCGGUUAAUUAAUUUGAAUACAUGUUUUGGUAACUAAAUUUGACAGCGUCUUUUAGUUUUGAUUUUGUAAAAUGCUAUCGCAGGGCAGGUAUUUUAGGGGAGAGGGUUUCAUAAGUUAUCAGGGAAUGAAUGGUUGGUUGUCUUAAAUGGCACCCUAUUCCAUAUAAAAGUGCAUUGGGCCUUGGUCAAAAGUAGUGCACUAUUUAAGGAAUAGGCUGUAAUUUUGAACGCAGAAAAAAUAUCAUUUUGAAAACUAGGUAAUUUCUAGCAGAACACUUGUUGCUAGUUCUUAAGUUUUUAUUUUAUCUUAAAGAUGUACAAAA